AGGGCAAUGUUUCUCAUCCAGAAGGAUCGGUGCCGAGGGCGAGGUUUCUCAUCCAGAAGGAUCGGUGCCGAGGACGAGGUCGCUCAUCCAGAUGGAUCUGUCCCCAGGACGAGGUCGCUCAUCCAGAAGGAGCUGUCCCAAGGGCGAGGCCGCUCAUCCAGAAGAAGCUGUCCCGAGCCCAGGGCGAGGCCGCUCAUCCAGAAGAAGCUGUCCCGAGCCCAGGGCGAGGCCGCUCAUCCAGAAGAAGCUGUCCCGAGCCCAGGGCGAGGCCGCUCAUCCAGAAGAAGCUGUCCCGAGCCCAGGGCGAGGCCGCUCAUCCAGAAGAAGCUGUCCCGAGCCCAGGGCGAGGCCGCUCAUCUAGAAGAAGCUGUCCCGAGCCCAGGGCGAGGCCGCUCAUCCAGAAGAAGCUGUCCCGAGCCCAGGGCGAGGCCGCUCACCCAGAAGAAGCUGUCCCGAGCCCAGGGCGAGGCCGCUCACCCAGAAGAAGCUGUCCCGAGCCCAGGGCGAGGCCGCUCACCCAGAAGAAGCUGUCCCGAGCCCAGGGCGAGGCCGCUCACCCAGAAGAAGCUGUCCCGAGCCCAGGGCGAGGCCGCUCAUCCAGAAGAAGCUGUCCCGAGCCCAGGGCGAGGCCGCUCAUCCAGAAGAAGCUGUCCCGAGCCCAGGGCGAGGCCGCUCAUCCAGAAGAAGCUGUCCCGAGCCCAGGGCGAGGCCGCUCAUCCAGAAGAAGCUGUCCCGAGCCCAGGGCGAGGCCGCUCAUCCAGAAGAAGCUGUCCCGAGCCCAGGGCGAGGCCGCUCAUCCAGAAGAAGCUGUCCCGAGCCCAGGGCGAGGCCGCUCAUCCAGAAGAAGCUGUCCCGAGCCCAGGGCGAGGCCGCUCAUCCAGAAGAAGCUGUCCCGAGCCCAGGGCGAGGCCGCUCAUCCAGAAGAAGCUGUCCCGAGCCCAGGGCGAGGCCGCUCAUCCAGAAGAAGCUGUCCCGAGCCCAGGGCGAGGCCGCUCAUCCAGAAGAAGCUGUCCCGAGCCCAGGGCGAGGCCGCUCAUCCAGAAGAAGCUGUCCCGAGCCCAGGGCGAGGCCGCUCAUCCAGAAGAAGCUGUCCCGAGCCCAGGGCGAGGCCGCUCAUCCAGAAGAAGCUGUCCCGAGCCCAGGGCGAGGCCGCUCAUCCAGAAGAAGCUGUCCCGAGCCCAGGGCGAGGCCGCUCAUCCAGAAGAAGCUGUCCCGAGCCCAGGGCGAGGCCGCUCAUCCAGAAGAAGCUGUCCCGAGCCCAGGGCGAGGCCGCUCAUCCAGAAGAAGCUGUCCCGAGCCCAGGGCGAGGUCGCUCAUCCAGAGGGAACUGUCCCAAGGGCGAGGUCGCUCAUCCAGAGGGAACUGUCCCAAGGGCGUGGUCGCUCAUCCAAAGGAUCUGUCCCAAGGGCUAGGAUACUCAUCCAGAAAGAGCUGUCCCAAGGGCGAGGUCGCUCAUCCAGAAGGUGUCCCGAGGACGAGGUCGCUCGUCCAGACACAGCGUUACCGAGGGCAAUGUCGCUCAUCCAGAAGGAGCUGUCCCAAGGGCGAGGUCGCUCAUCCAGAAGGAGCUGUCCCAAGGGCGAAAUUGCUCACCCAGAAGUUGUCCCAAGGGCGAGGUCGCUCAUCCAGAAAGAGCGGUCUCAAGGGCUUUGAGGGUGAGUUUGUAUCCAAAUGUAUCGUUCCCAGGGUUUGAAACAUGAAACCCAUUGAAACAAAAGGUAAACAUUUUAUGGAAAAAACGUUAUGGAGAGGCAUGAAGAAUGGAUAGGAUGAUUUUUUGGCGGUGAAGUCGCUCAUCCAGAAGGAGCUUUUCCGAGGGUGAAGUUACUCUUUCAGAAGGAGCUUUCAAGGGCGAGGUCUCUCUUCCUGAAGGAUCGGUCCCAAGGGCAAGGUUGCUCAUCCAGAAGGAUCGGUCCCAAGGGCAUGGUUGCUCAUCCAGAAGGAUCGGUCCCAAGGGCAUGGUUGCUCAUCCAGAAGGAUCGGUCCCAAGGGCAAGGUUG
This is a messenger RNA of Penaeus chinensis, 2000 nucleotides long. Its product is annotated as serine/arginine repetitive matrix protein 2-like. Lineage: Eukaryota; Metazoa; Arthropoda; Malacostraca; Decapoda; Penaeidae. Bases 7 to 1653 code for a protein of 548 amino acids. The record is from RefSeq and is a predicted model, not a curated record. The transcript is spliced from 2 exons.